This is a messenger RNA of Sorex fumeus (smoky shrew), 411 nucleotides long. RefSeq lists its product as uncharacterized. The record is from RefSeq and is a predicted model, not a curated record. The transcript has 2 exons. Bases 1 to 411 code for a protein of 136 amino acids. Lineage: Eukaryota; Metazoa; Chordata; Mammalia; Eulipotyphla; Soricidae. Gene Ontology annotation, molecular function: DNA binding; structural constituent of chromatin; protein heterodimerization activity. Gene Ontology annotation, cellular component: nucleosome.
AUGGCAAAGUCAGAGCAGACGGUAUGCAAGCCAAUGGGUGGGAAGAUGCCCUGCAAGCAGCUGGCCACCAAGGUGGCCUGCAAGAGUACUCCAGCCAUGGGCAGCAUGAAGAAGCCGCAGUGCUACCGGUCCCACACCAUGAUGCUGCUUGAGAUCCGCCGCUACCGGAAGUCCACUGAGCUGCUUAUCUGCAAGCUGCCCUUCCAGCAACUGGUGAGAGAGAUCGCGCAGGAAUUCAAGACCAACCUGCGCUCUCAGAGCUUGGCUGUCAUGGAGCGGCAGGAGGCGUGCAAGGCCUACCUGGUGGGGUUCUUCGAGGACACCAACCUUUGCACCAUCCACGCCAAGCCUGUCACCAUUAUGCCCAAGGACAUCCAGCUGGCGUGCCACAUCCGCGGAGAGAGGGCAUGA